Molecule: messenger RNA, 2769 nt
Organism: Numida meleagris (helmeted guineafowl)
Lineage: Eukaryota; Metazoa; Chordata; Aves; Galliformes; Numididae
Gene: SLC60A1
Product: major facilitator superfamily domain containing 4A
Exons: 10
Coding region: 94-1626 (510 amino acids)
Source: RefSeq, a predicted model, not a curated record
CGGGGAGCGGGGCGGCGGCGGGGCCGGGCUGGGAGCGGGGCCGGGCGGUGCGGGAGCCGCAUCUCCGCGGGCCGCCCCGCGCCGCCGCCCAGGAUGUGGUGGGACGAGCGGGUGUCGGCUCGGUUCCGGAGGAACCUGCAGCCCACCCUCACCUAUUGGAGCGUCUUCUUCAGCUUCGGCCUCUGCAUCGCCUUCCUGGGGCCCACGCUGCUGGACCUGCGCUGCCAGACGCAGAGCUCGCUCUCGCAGAUCACCUGGGUCUUCUUCUCGCAGCAGUUCUGCCUCCUGCUCGGCAGCUGCCUCGGAGGGGUCUUCAAGAGGACGUUGGCUCAGUCGCUGUUUGCGCUCUUCGCCUCAUCCCUGGCCAUCUCCCUGGUCUUUGCCAUCAUCCCGCUGUGCCACAAUGUGGUGGUGCUGGCUGUGGUCAUGGCCGUGGCAGGCCUGGCCAUGGGCUGCAUCGACACCAUCUCCAACAUGCAGCUGGUGAAGAUCUACCAGAAGGACUCAGCCAUCUUCCUGCAGGCUCUGCAUUUCUUCGUGGGCUUCGGAGCGCUGCUGAGCCCCCUGAUAGCUGACCCCUUCCUCUCCGACACCAACUGCAUCCUGGCCAAUGGCACGGCCAACGCCUCCAGCAACCUGCCCCACAUCCGCAAGUCCCUGGUCCCGCACCAUCCGGGCAACCUGUCCCACUACGACCUGCCCAUGAAGGGCAUGGUGGUCACACGCGUCUCCUACGCCUUCUGGAUCAUGGCCCUCAUCAACCUGCCCGUGCCCAUCGCCGUGUUCUUCCUGCUCUACAAGGAGCGCAUGGUGCCGUGCUUCAAUAGCAGCAGCCACCCGCUGCUGUCGGCGGACGAGCUGGCGAUGGAAGCACGUCCCACGGAGAAGGACGACCUGUCCACCUCUGUGCACAGACCCCACGCUGCUGGAGGUCAUGAUGACUUAUUUAGCUGCUGCCAAAGCAAAAACUUCCGAGGGGCUUCUUACACCUACUUCGCAGUCCACAUCACUGGGGCUCUUGUUCUCUUCAUGACUGAUGGGAUUGUGGGAGAGUACUCGGGCUUCAUUUACAGCUACGCCGUGGAAGAGCCUCUCUCUGUAGUUCACAAGGUGGCUGGCUACUUGCCCAGCCUCUUCUGGGGCUUCAUCACGCUGGGCAGGCUCAUCUCCAUCCCCGUGUCCUACCGCAUGAAGCCAGCGACCAUGGUCUUCAUCAACGUGGUUGGAGUCCUGAUCACCUUCCUCCUGCUCCUCAUUUUCUCCUCCAGCGUUGUCUUCUUGUUUGUGGGGACAGCAUCUCUGGGUCUGUUUCUCAGCAGCACUUUCCCCAGCAUGCUUGCCUACACUGAGGACAUCCUGCAGUACAAAGGCUGUGCCACAACUGUGUUAGUGACUGGAGCUGGGAUUGGGGAGAUGGUACUACAGCUGCUGGUGGGAUCGAUUAUACACGAUCAGGGCAGCUACAGUUUCCUGGUCUGCGGGAUGAUCUUUGGAGGCUUGGCCUUUACCUUCUAUGCUUUCCUCUUGUUUUUCCACAGGAUGUACCCCAAGCCCUCAUCAGAUAUGGAUGCUGUCUCACCUGACAAACCAGCAGUAAUGGAUGACACCGGACAGUAUCAGCGCUGAAGAAGGGGCCGUGCCCUGGAAAAGCAAUAAAACAGCACACAAUUAAGCAGUACUAUUAAGGAUGAUUUCACAAUUAAUGACUAAAUCAUGCAAGUUUUCUACAAUCAAAAGCACACUAGACUGGGUAAGUCAGAAUCAAGAAAACAUCCUAGAACAACACGGCAAGCUAAGCACAAGUUGCCUGUGCCACACGUACCAAAAAGACUGCAAACAUCAGAGUGACCCUGUACCCGAAAGGCUACGAAUAUGGCAGGGAUGAUACAGAACAGUUACUCUUGCAAAUGAGCUUUCACACAAAUCCAGGAUGGAGGGACAGACCUCCUGGAUUAGGAGGUCUCCUAAUCCUCCUGGUAUCCUCCUGGACCUUCCUUCUUUGGAAGGUCUGUUUGUUCCACAUCUAAGACUUUGACCAUCUCCUGGCUUAAGUCAUUGAACUUAACAGGUUUGUUUUUUUUUUUUUUCUCCUGGCCUGUAAAGCACAGGAGGCCUUAAAAACGUACAGCACAAUACUGGUUUUAAAUUCCUUCUUGGUGCAACACGGGACUAUAUGCAAUCACCAUGAAUACUUCCAGAAAAGAAAUUAUGCUAUUGGUAGAACCCACCAAGUGCACAGUGGUAGCAGGAUCUAUCUAUAUUUGCACAGUUGAUUCUUGUAUAAUACACAGUAUCAGACACAUUCACUAAGACAGUGUCUUAUUCAGCAUGCUGGGGCCUCUUGAUUAUUAAAAUCAUUAGCUUUUUUUUUCCUAGAGCCAAGAACGAGUUAUGAGAUGUGAUGGUUUGUUUUGCUUUAAGUCAUUAUUUUAGCUGCUACAGUUGCAGUGUCUUUUAGGGCAGUUUUAUUUCUAGCUUCCAGUUGAAGCUCAGAGGUAUUUGGGAGCCAGACUCCAGCUGCUUACUCUGUGCAAUACUUAUUAUAAUAGGUGCCUUCUGUAAGGUACUCUUAUACCCCAUGCAUGGCCUCUUCCAAGCAAUGAAGAAAGGACUGGCUUUAGAAGAAUGUAAAGCUACAUGCAUCUAUUUCUUCAGUGAGUGAUUGGACACGUCCUUUUCGCUUUAACUGCUGUAUGUGGAUGUACAUAUGUACGUGUGUAUAUAAAGCUGUGUUUAAUUAAAGGUGAUUUAUUGAUUGCUAGAUUCUCA